UUCUAAAACACGAUGGCAACGCGUUUUCUGAGGUGGAUCAUUCUCACCUCUUUGCUCUGCUUGGGCUCCUGUGUUCUGGCGGAAAAGAAAGUAUGUCAAGGUAUCACCAACCGUUUAAACCUUCUUGGCUCCAAAGAGGACCACUACCUGAACAUGGUGAAGACCUACAGCAACUGCACUGUGGUUCUGGAGAAUCUGGAGGUCACAUACAUGGAAGAGCACCGUGACCUCUCCUUCCUCAGGUCAAUUGAAGAAGUGGGAGGCUAUGUCCUGAUCGCCCUCAACACAGCUUCCAGGAUUCCUCUGGAUAACCUUCGCAUCAUCCGCGGUCAUUCCCUCUACGAGGGAGCGUUUGCCCUCGCUGUGCUUGCUAACAGUAACAAAACCACAGGUCAAGGCUCCAGUGAGCUUCUUCUGACCAGCCUCACUGAAAUUCUUAAAGGAGGUGUGAAGUUUGGAACCAACCAGCUAUGCAAUGUGGAGACAAUACACUGGUAUGAUAUUGUUAACAGUGACAACAAACCCAACAUGGAGCUCCCCAUGGCCAGCAACAAUCCACUUUGUAAAAAGUGCGACUCAAGCUGCUUCAACGGUUCAUGCUGGGCACCUGGUCCUCAAAAUUGUCAGACCUUAACAAAGCUGAACUGUGCACAGCAGUGCUCCAAGAGAUGCAAAGGACCUUCACCCAGUGACUGCUGUAAUGAACAUUGUGCAGCAGGCUGCACAGGACCCAGGCCUACUGACUGUCUGGCCUGUCGGGACUUCCAGGAUGACGGGGUGUGUAAAGACUCCUGCCCGGGCCUCUUGCGCUACGACCCCAACUUGCACCAGCUGGUACCCAACCCACAUGGAAAGUACAACUUUGGGGCCACCUGUGUCAAGAGCUGCCCACAUAACUAUGUUGUGACUGAUCAUGGAGCAUGUGUGCGGACGUGCAGUGGUAACACAUACGAGGUGGACGAGGGAGGAAUCAGGAAGUGCGCCAAAUGUGACGGACUGUGUCCCAAAGUGUGUAAUGGACUUGGAACAGGAGACCUGACUCACACCCUGUCCAUCAAUGCAACCAACAUUGACUCCUUUAAAAACUGCACAAAAAUCAAUGGUAACAUCGCUUUCAUCCACACAUCAAUUUAUGGGGAUCCAUACACCAAAACACCAAAGAUGGACCCUGCUCAGCUUGAUGUAUUUAAGACAGUUAAAGAAAUUACUGGAUACUUGUGGAUUCAAACGUGGCCAGAGAGCAUGAGCUCACUCAGUCCUUUUGAGAAUCUGGAGAUCAUUCGAGGACGAACUAAACGUGGUAGCCGCAGCAUGGUGGUGACUCAGCUCCGUGUCAGCUACCUGGGCCUUCGCUCCCUUAAAGAGGUUAGCGAUGGAGAUGUGGUCAUCAUGAAGAACCAGAACCUCUGCUUCAUCAAUAAAAGCCACUGGACACGGCUCUUCAAAUCAGACAGCCAAAGUGUUACGUUAGAGGACAAUGUUGAUACUUCCACAUGUGCCCUGAAGAACAACACUUGUGACAGGAAGUGUACCAUAGAAGGCUGCUGGGGCCCAGGUCCGGAUAUGUGUUUUGCCUGUCGUGACUAUAGCCGUGAUGGGAGCUGUGUUGACUCCUGCAACAUCCUGGAGGGAGAGCCACGGGAGGCAGUCGUGAAUAAAACUUGCAUGGAGUGUCACCCGGAGUGUCAGCGAAUGAAUGGGACUGCAACCUGCAGUGCUCCUGGUUCUGGAAACUGUACCAAGUGUGCCAACUUCAGAGAUGGAUUGUUCUGUGUGUCUCGCUGUCCUCAAGGCGUGCCAGGGAAGGACGACACACUUGUGUGGAAAUACGCAGAUGAGAUGAAAGUGUGCCAGCUAUGUCACAAAAACUGCUCUCAAGGGUGCAUUGGGCGUGGUCUUGAAGGCUGCCAGAGAAAAAUCCCUUCUGGUCUCUCUAUGAUUGCGGCCGGUGUUGUCGGUGGUUUGCUGGCUGUCCUUGUUGCAGGCCUGUCUGUCUUUGUGUUGCUACGCCGACGCCACAUCAAGAGGAAGAGGACAAUGCGCAGACUUCUCCAAGAGAGAGAGUUGGUUGAACCACUGACUCCCAGCGGAGAGGCACCAAACCAGGCUCUGCUGCGGAUCCUGAAAGAACCUGAAUUUAAGAAAAUCAAAGUGCUAGGAUCAGGGGCUUUUGGGACGGUUUACAAGGGCCAGUGGGUUCCAGAGGGAGAGGAUGUGAAGAUCCCAGUGGCCAUCAAGGUUUUGAGAGAGGCCACAUCACCAAAAGCAAACAAAGAGAUCUUAGACGAGGCUUAUGUGAUGGCCAGCGUUGAACAUCCCCAUGUGUGUCGUCUCUUGGGCAUCUGCCUGACCUCCACAGUGCAGCUCGUCACCCAGCUGAUGCCCUAUGGCUGCCUGCUGGACUAUGUCAAAGAAAACAAGGAUAAUAUCGGCUCCCAGUGCCUUCUCAAUUGGUGUGUGCAGAUAGCAAAGGGUAUGAGCUACCUGGAGGAGCGCCACCUGGUACACCGUGACUUGGCUGCCAGGAACGUCCUGGUGAAGACUCCUCAACAUGUCAAGAUCACAGAUUUUGGUCUGGCCAAGCUUCUCAAUGCAGAUGAGAAGGAAUACCAUGCAGAUGGAGGAAAGGUACCAAUAAAAUGGAUGGCUCUUGAAUCUAUCCUGAACAGGACGUACACACACCAGAGUGAUGUAUGGAGUUAUGGUGUUACAGUUUGGGAGCUGAUGACAUUCGGGACCAAACCAUAUGAUGCGAUUCCAGCCAGUGAAAUAGCUGGUGUCCUGGAGAAAGGGGAGCGUCUGCCUCAACCACCAAUCUGUACCAUCGAUGUAUAUAUGAUCAUGGUGAAAUGUUGGAUGAUCGAUGCAGAUAGCCGACCUCGUUUCAGGGAACUAAUAGCUGAGUUUACAAAAAUGGCUCGGGAUCCUUCUCGUUAUCUUGUCAUUCAGGGUGAUGACCGCAUGCACUUGCCGAGUCCUACAGACACUAAAUUCUACCGUAGCCUGAUCAGCGGGGAGGACAUGGAGGAUGCAGUCGAUGCAGAUGAAUACCUGGUGCCACAACAUGGUUUCUUCAGCAGCCCAAGCACUUCUCACACCCCGCUGCUGCACUCCAUGAGCCUCAACAGUAGCAUUGGAACAUGUCAUGGCAGAAAUGGCAUAUUGAAUGGAUUCCCAAGCAGAGAUGGAAGCAUGGUUCUUCGGUAUAUUCCUGACCCCACAGAUAAAACUUUAGAAGACGCCUUCCAGCCAGCUCCAGACUACAUGAACCAGAAUGGAGUCUCAGACAUGAUGAAUCCCAUUUACCAGCACCCUGGUCCUCCUCGCACCCUUCUUCCCACCAUCUCUUCAGACGACACAGAGACUGAGUACCUAAACUGCUUUAAGAAUGGGACCAAUGGACCUGAGUACCUCAAUGAGGUCCCAUACCCCGCUAUUCUCCCUCUCACUUCCAACGGCACGGUCCACAGUAUUCAGAAAUACCAGCCCCAGAAUAGCAUAGACAACCCCGAUUACCAACAGGAUUUCACUCCCACUUUCAAGACCCACACAAAUGGACACAUCCCAGCAGCGGAGAACACAGAGUAUCUGGGUCCAGACUGAGGAUUUGAUGUUUUUGAUUUGAAUAGACAAACAGACAAUAAAUAAGAGACUGUUUCCUCUUCCGUUAGAAGAAAGACAAUGAUGUCUUGUCUGGGACAGCAUAGCCAAGUGGUACCAUCAAUUAUCCUAUAUGUUGUUUCCUGUCAUAAGGAGCCAGGUGACACUAUGUGAAGCUUUCCGUGUUGCUCACAUGUAGUUAUAUUUGUAACGCUCUUUUUCCAAAGACUUCUUCCUUUACUACCAAACUACAGAUGAUUUCAUGAAAGUUGGACAAAAGCUGACUUUUACAAAAUGAAUCAGUUGACCGGAGACAAAAUGCAUGGCAUCCAAAUGUUGUAACCCCUGUCAGAAAGUGAAAAUCUUCUCCUGAAAAUAUCUCUAAAUGUUGUGCGCAAAAUACUGCCAUCAAAUUGUGUCAGUGGAGGAAUGCUAUAAAAAGGACACAAAUGCCUCCAUGUUUUUUUAAGGAGGCAAAAGCUCUACUGCAAAGAACAGAAACUGGCAGCUCAUCCCAAAACACAACUUAAGGUACAUGUGUUGUAGAAUCUCACAAUCAAGACACAAUCGGUAAAAGGUAUUGAAGAGUUGGAUUCAAAAGGGUUGGACAGCUAUGAUGUACACACAGUGGUGCGCUCACCUGAUGACAAUGUGAAGCCUCAGAACAUUUGUCCUGUGGUGAAGUCAAGAAGAUAAAAUAGGAGUUCUUCAUAGUACAAUGCUGGCUUGACGGCCUGAUGACACUCUUCCUGAGGGAUGAGUCAAUGAGGAAACAAGAUGUUGCAAUGUCUAGAAAGUUUAGCCAGUUCAAAGGAAUGCUGGCCAUUUGCAUUGUUUAAAUAGGUUACCUUCAUGUUCUAAGACAGUUCAGUUUUGUUACUGUCUCUCUUAGAUUUCCCGAAGAGAGUAGAGUUUCUUAUAUCCCCCUGUGUGUCACACUAACUAUAGAUGUGGACGAUGUAAUGCUAAAUAUGGCAAAUGUGAUUGUGGUCAUAUUCACGCUUUGGUUAGUUCAAAACCUGCAGGACUCCUGUAGCCUAGAGUUCAUUUUUGUGGACCCACAAAGAUAGCUAAACUCUGAAGUCCAUAUCAGAAUGGCACAUCAGGCUGUGUACCCAGAAAGGUCUUUUACUUUUACUCUUUUAUUAUUUACUUCGCACAGGUGGUAUCUUCUAACUGUACUAAGAGCUUAUCGAGUUUUUACUGAGGAACUAAAACAAAAUAUGGGUUUACAGUCACCACUUACAAACACGUUCCAAUAGAGUUUUCACUAUUUUUAUGCUUUGUGACUUUUUCUUUUUUUUUAAAGUCCUGUUGAACUGUCUUAGCCUAUGUGAGUAACUUGUUUGAAUUUUUAAAUAAAAGUGGUAUUUCCCCAUAAACAUGAUGCUUUAGAGACUAUUUCAGUGACUCCAUAUCGCAUCUUUCUGAUGUGUGUGAUCUAUGUAUCUAUGCUUGUGUAUUUUUUAUAACAAAAGUAUAGACUGUUGUUUGACACAGGGGGUUGGCACCUAUGAAUCUGCUCCGAGCUUUAAAGUCUUGUAGUAUUGCAAGAGCAUUAACUUUGCAAAUAUUAUUCCUAGUUUUAAAGGAAUAUACCUAUUGUAGCAACUUGUAAGCCUACCUUUGCAGAUUUUACACAGGUACAUGUACAGAUAGCAGUGAUUUAUGCUGUAAUAUACCCUUAAAUAGUCACCUAUAAUUUAUACUAUCAGUACUUGGUUUUGCCACAUCAUAUGUGAAUAUGCACUUAUUCCUGAAUUGUGAUUCUUUUAUUCAAAAGUGGAUAUGAAUAAAUCUUUUUUCUA
Molecule: messenger RNA, 5408 nt
Organism: Scomber scombrus (Atlantic mackerel)
Lineage: Eukaryota; Metazoa; Chordata; Actinopteri; Scombriformes; Scombridae
Gene: egfra
Product: epidermal growth factor receptor a (erythroblastic leukemia viral (v-erb-b) oncogene homolog, avian)
Exons: 28
Coding region: 13-3603 (1196 amino acids)
Biological process (GO): cell differentiation; positive regulation of kinase activity; negative regulation of apoptotic process
Cellular component (GO): basal plasma membrane; signaling receptor complex
Molecular function (GO): ATP binding; epidermal growth factor binding; epidermal growth factor receptor activity
Source: RefSeq, a predicted model, not a curated record